This is a messenger RNA of Photinus pyralis (common eastern firefly), 1085 nucleotides long. RefSeq lists its product as uncharacterized. Lineage: Eukaryota; Metazoa; Arthropoda; Insecta; Coleoptera; Lampyridae. The coding region runs from base 525 to 989 and encodes 154 amino acids. The transcript has 3 exons. The record is from RefSeq and is a predicted model, not a curated record.
GAUUACAUUGUCUUGGUACAGUAUUCUUUAGCAGAUGUUCGUGUGUGACCUUAGUGUGUCCUAUCCUCAGACGGUGCAUUUUCACGUUGUCCUCUCUCGAAGCAUCUUGUAGCGUGUAUAGUGUCGUUGGAAUAGGUUUUAUCUGCGACAGGUGAGUAUUUACCUGUGCCCAUUUUUCUUGCCAUUCUGCAACAUAUUGCUCUUUUAGGUGUCUUCUGAUGUCACUUGCCACCAUGAAAUUUACAUCUGUCUGCUGGUUCGAUAUCGCUCUACGAGCGGCCUGGUCUGCUUGUUCGUUGCCAAAGAUACCAACGUGGCUAGGGACCCAAAUAAAUUCGAGUGAUUUACCUUGCUCCGAAAUACGAUGUAUAGCAGACUGUAGCAUGAUGUUCAUCGGAUCUGUGUUGUAGAUUUUCUUUAGCCCAUUUAGGAUAUUCAUACAGUCCGUAACAACUAAAAAUCGGUUGUUUUCCAUCAUUGAACAGUAUAGCACAGCCUGCCAUAGGGCAUACUGCUCUGCAAAGAUGGGCGAAGAGUUUGUAUUCAAGCUCCACUCGUAUGCUACGCCCUCGGUGACUAUAGCACUUCCCACCCCAUACGCGUUCUUGGACCCAUCCGUGUACACAGGUUGGUAUGAGGGAUAUUCGUUAAGGAGGUUCUCGUAUGCCUGCAGGUACCUUCCACGGGACAGUGUCCAGCAUCAUUUCAUGGAGCGGCGCUGGAGGGACUAUUCGGCGUUGCUCGAGAUGUUCCUGGAAUCUGAUACAGGCAGGGCGGGUAAUGUGUCCAAGGGCGGUACUCCCGACUCACAAUAUAAGCUGUUCGUCGGACUGGUAGGAAAAGCUCCAAGACAGUACCUUAUGGCUGUAUUAUGUAUGCUGUUCAAGGUUGCAAGUGUCGAUUUACGCGCGGACGAAUACACUAUGAACUCAUCCCUUACUAUUACGAGAUUUAAUCCUGCAAUGCUUUCACUGAGAAAAUUUCUAUAACACAAAUUUACUAACAAACAUCUAAAAAGGAACAUCAUCGUCACAUAAUGCAGUUGGGCAAAUCUACCUGCAGUGCAAAUAUUGACAAAUACUAAU